Messenger RNA from Malus domestica (apple), 1899 nucleotides. RefSeq names its product protein SENSITIVITY TO RED LIGHT REDUCED 1-like. Gene Ontology annotation, cellular component: cytoplasm; nucleus. The record is from RefSeq and is a predicted model, not a curated record. Gene Ontology annotation, biological process: microtubule-based process. Lineage: Eukaryota; Viridiplantae; Streptophyta; Magnoliopsida; Rosales; Rosaceae.
CCCAAUUCGUCAAAACCUAAAAGUCCUCUACUUCUCUCCCAUCGGACUUGGAUCACCCACGCCCCACUAAACAACCACCUCCACUACCACCAGCGACGAAAACGAACGACCACCGCGACAGCGACGUCCACCCCCUCUCUUCCCCUUUGUCUCGUCGUGGGUUGGUGCGAAUCCUCUCUCACUGUUCGUAUUGUCUUGCAAUACACCCUACGUAUUACCUUCCUGAAUACAAUACAGACUCAUCGAAGAAGUGUGAGAACUGAAGGUUUCUUGGAUUGCAAUGGCAGCUUCUGCAAACAUUCUGACUGCUGAGGACCAUACUUUAAACGGGGAGUGGACAGUCGUUUCAUCUCGUCGUGGAUUCAAAAGAAGAAACACACCCAGAAUGCCAACCCUAGGGCAAAAGCUACAGCAACAGCAGCAGGAGCCUUGGGCUCCAACUGAUUUCAAAAUCAAUUUUAUCCGAGAAUCAAAACUGAUGCAGAAGAUGCAGAUCUGUAUGAAGAAAUUGGAGAUGUCUCAGUUCUUUCUCAAUUUACUGGAUCAAAUUGGAACUCCGGAACUGACGAAUUGCUUCCUUAGGGUUUUGAGCUCUGAAUCAAAGAUGAACAUGGUGAUAUAUGGAAUUGGCAGCCUUGAGACCUAUGAAUCACCUCGAUUGCAGUUGAGCCUUGCGAUCUUGCUGAAGAGAAAUGUCAGUUGGAUUGGAGAUAUAGAGGUGUUUGAUCCUGUUCUUUCUGCCACCGAAACUCGUGUUUUGGAAGCUCUAGGCUGCACUGUGCUGUCUAUAAACGAGCAAGGCCGGCGUCGGGCUCAAAAGCCGAUGAUGUUCUUCAUGCCACAUUGUGAGGCAGAGUUGUAUGAUAAUCUUCUGCAGGCGAAUUGGGAAGUGCAGCUGUUGGAUUGCAUCGUAUUGUUUGGGAAUAGCUUUGAGAUGUAUGAGCAGCACCUGUCAGAGUUUAAGAACUCAGCAAUUGUCGAUUCCACAACACGCAUCUUGGCUGCUCGAAAAUUCACAGAUGAGUUUAGAAUUAAGACAGUUUCUGAUGAUUAUUUUAGUGCUUUUCAUGAUUCAAGUUGGCAUUUUUUCGGCCCUGUCCUUGAGACGGAGCUGCAGUUGAGCAGAUAAUGAUUAUUUGAUUGGUAUCGAGAAAUUUUAUUGAUGAUUGAAGAAACAAAUUAAGGCAGUUUUGGAUUGAUUAUUUUGGUUGUUUUCAAGAUUCAAGUUGGCAUAUUAUCAGCCCUGACCUUGCAACUGACAUGUAGUUCAGCGAUGUUCUUUGAUGCGUAAGGGAAUCAUGAACAUGCCGAAUAUGAUCCAUAAAACAUUGGCCUUUACUGUUGGUUAUCUCAAAUUGUUUGUUCUCGAAAGGGUUCUCCCCUCAGAGUUUCGUUUAGGCCAUAUCAAGCAACCUGGAUAUGAUGGGUAUAAUCCUUCAUUAACUUGAGGUAUUUGAAUUUCUCCGUCUGUAAUGCUGAGAAGAUGUUUGCAUGAGAAUUGUCGAUGAUAAAGAAGAUAAAUGUUUUGUUGAGGCGAAAAGAAGUUGAAUGUUAAUUUGGGUUCAAACAGUAAUUUCCCUCGAAGAUAGGAACUGGGGAGACACAAGGCUUCAAUGGAAAAUCCUGCACGCUUAUGGUUAUGGUGAGGGAGGUCCAACUAAACUAAAACACUGUUGGUACCUGUGGAUCCCAAAAUUGAUCAACGAACUCGCUGACUAACACUUUAGUCAUGGUAUUGAGUACUUGGCUUUUGCUAUUUUACAAUAGUAUUAGAUAGUUUAAUAAGGUUUUACACUUGUUAAGUCACCAGCGUUAAGUGGUGAUAGUACUACCGUUAAUUGUGGAUAUCGUUAAUGUUAAAUGAUAUUGUGAAUAAAUACUAAAGGUAGUUUUCACUAA